Messenger RNA from Leptonychotes weddellii (Weddell seal), 1710 nucleotides. The record is from RefSeq and is a predicted model, not a curated record. Lineage: Eukaryota; Metazoa; Chordata; Mammalia; Carnivora; Phocidae.
GUAUCUUACAGAGCUCGACACACCGGGAUCUUGAAGAUUGUGGCUCAGAUGGUGGCUGUCUGGGUACUGGCCUUCUUAGUGCAUGGGCCAAUAAUUCUAAUUUCAGAGUCUUGGAAGAAUUCCAGUUGGAGAGUCUUGGAGGAGAAGGCUUGUGAACCUGGAUUCUUUACCGUAUGGUACAUCCUCGCCAUCUCGUCUUUCUUUGAAUUCCUGGUCCCAGUCUUCGCAGUGGCCUAUUUCAACACGUACAUUUACUGGAGCCUGUGGAAGCGUGGCAAUCUCAGCCGGUGGCAAAGCCAGCCCACACUCCCUUCUCCUGUGUCUCCCAGUAACUGUGGAUCCUCACUCAGGGGUGGACUGUUUUCAAGAACAUCUCUUCCUGGACUGAAGGAAACAGUACCCUCUACUCCUUUGAAAGGGCAUGAAAGAAAGAGCAGUCUCUUGUUCUCUUUAAGAGCCCGGAUGAAUGGCAUUAUAAUCACUUCCAAACUGGCUUCCCUCACCCAUUCUGAUUCCCUAAGUUGCCACCAAAGGGAACAUAUUGAACUGCUCAGAGCCAGGAAAUUAGCCAAGUCACUGGCCAUUCUCUUAGGUGUUUUUGCCUUUUGCUGGGCUCCCUACUCCCUGUUCACAAUCAUUCGUUCAGUUUACCCACUAGACCAGCGUCCUCAAAUAGUUGGGUAUGAAAUCACGUUUUGGCUCCAAUGGCUCAAUUCCUUUGUCAAUCCUUUUCUGUAUCCAUUGUGUCACAAGCAUUUCCAGAAGGCUUUCUCGAAAAUAUUUUGUAUGAGACAGCAAUCCAUAUCAUCACAAAAUCGGUCAGUGUCCUCUUAAAGUUAAUUUUAUCCUUUGUAAAAAUUUUAGGCUUAAUCUCACCUACAGGAAUUUGAUCUGACUUUCAUUUUGCCUUUUCCACUCUGCCAGGAAAGUCCAUAAAAUUGUAACACUUGAAAACUUAAAAAAAAAAAAAAAAUCGGAGCCUGGAAGUCAAGGGAAAAUUAUCCUGGUGAAUAAUAAUAGUACAAUUAGAAAUAGAUGACAAUGUUUUUGUAAACUCAUAGCCACAAAUGCACUGUACUUUUUUUACUCAUUGCCUCUUCCUUGUCUUUUAGAUCUUGAUAUAGCAUUGAUGGUGAAAGUUAAGAGUUCUUGUUUUCUUUCCACGUUCAGUGUUUGCUAUAGCCUUAAGUGAAUUUCCCUUUUUAUUUUAUAGUGAUGAAAAAUUGUCAAGUUUUAAAGCCAUUUUUCCUAAAGUAUACAAUGGAAAAGGGGGCUAUAUUGCCUUCUUUGCUGGAGGUGGGCAUUAUGAUCAGUGGGCAGGCGUGCUGAGGUUUGAAUUGUCAGAAGCAGGGGGUGAGGGUGUGCCCAGAUGGAAAAGUGGAAGGCCCGUGUACUUCCGGACUCUAUGUUCCUGAUCCCAGGAAAGAAGGAAGUGUGGGGAGGGAAGAGCAGGUAACUGCAGCUCUCAAAGUCCUCCAGUGCCGUUAUCUGGGAGGCUUGGCAAUCACAGGAUGAGCGAGUGAGGGACGGACAAGAUCAUCCUCUGAUUGAAAGGAUGGCUUUCCUUUUUUCCUUCCUGCCCUCUUCUUCCAACUUCCACAUUGGCUAAGACCUGUGUGAGAAAAUAUGGAAGAAAAGAGAAAGGCUAAGAGAUAACAAAAGGACUAUAUGAUUAAACCUGAUGUACCUGGUAUAACAUUCACAGAACUA